AUAAUGACGUUUUUUCUAUAUACACACGGAGAUUUCAUACACUAAAAUGACAAACUUGUGCUAGUAACAUCCACUCUGACACCAUAUAUACAUGUAUAUGCUUUUGACAGUAUGUAAAAUAAUUCAUCCAAUCAACAGAGGAACAAACUAUUCGUAAAAAGAAAAAGUUUCGUGUUAAAUAGCGAUAGAGAUGUGGCUAUAACAGAUGUAACAAAUCAAGAAGUAAACGAAAUGGCAACCGGAGGUCAGCCACAGACGCUAGAUAACCGUAUAUUUUUGUUUCGGUUACAAAUACUAGUCAUUGAUGGUGGCCUCCUUGUAUUGAGGACUAUACUGGACCAGUCCCUGACAUCUCAAUGCAUAACGUUCAGUGCGUGCUUGAAUCAAGAAAAGUCAACAAUAACACGUUUGAAAAGCCGCGGCGUUAUAACCCAGGUCCAAUAUGACGUGUUGUUUCCAGCGGGAGGUAAAGUCCCAUCUUCGUCAGAUUUAGACAUCACGCUGAUUAUUUGUCUUCUUAGAAAUCUGAAAUGUUUUGGAUUAAAUAAAACAUUUGACUGGAGGGCAACACCAGCACAAACCGAUGUAUCAAUGGAAGCAGACAUAUGUCGGUUAAAGGAUUUCCGAAAUAAAAUAAGUCAUAUAUCAAACAACGACUGCAAUACAACAAAAUGA
Messenger RNA from Ruditapes philippinarum (Manila clam), 675 nucleotides. RefSeq lists its product as uncharacterized. The transcript has 3 exons. The record is from RefSeq and is a predicted model, not a curated record. Lineage: Eukaryota; Metazoa; Mollusca; Bivalvia; Venerida; Veneridae. The coding region runs from base 232 to 675 and encodes 147 amino acids.